AUGCAGGAAAAAAUUAGUGACAGUGGCCAUAACCUCUUUCUAUUUAAUAUAGGCCGAGAAUCACCUAUUGCAGACAGACGUGUUUUGUCAGAAAUAUGGAGGAAUAGAAGGUUGAUGGCAUCACCUAAUGGGACGCAUGAAGAAAAGAACUGUACAGAGCCAGCCAUUAAUGAAUUUCCUGAAGAUGUGUUUACAAAUAAAGAACGGCAGCAAGGAGGGGUUCUGCUUCAUAUCAUUGCCGCUCUUUAUAUGUUCUAUGCUUUGGCUAUAGUAUGUGAUGACUUCUUUGUUCCAUCCUUAGAGAAAAUUUGUGAGAAACUACAUUUGAGUGAAGAUGUUGCUGGAGCCACAUUCAUGGCAGCAGGGAGCUCCACUCCAGAACUGUUUGCAUCUGUUAUAGGAGUAUUUAUCACUCAUGGAGAUGUAGGAGUAGGGACCAUCGUCGGUUUAGCAGUUUUCAACAUCCUCUGCAUUGUCGGUGUCUGUGGGCGUGUCUGUGGACUGUUUGCAGGACAGGUGGUUCGUCUCACCCAGUGGGCUGUGUUCCGGGACUCUGCGUACUACACGAUAUCUGUGAUCAUACUUAUUGUUUUCAUAUAUGAUGAGAAAAUAGAAUGGUGGGAAAGCCUUGUACUCAUCAUUAUGUAUUCAUUCUACAUACUUAUCAUGAAGUACAAUGCGAGGAUGCAAAGUUUCUUUAGCCUUAAAAGCAAGAAUGUCGGAAAUGGUGACACAGUCAACAAUGAGAUGGAAGAUGGUAAUAAAUGUUAUACCUCUAGUUGUGAUGACCCGUCCAUUCCAUUACUAUGCAAAGUGAAGGGGAUGCAGCAGUAUGGCAGAAACAGUGUUGUGAUGGUGGAUGAGAUCAUCUGCUCCAGUCCCCCCAAAUACCGGUUCCCUGAAGCUGGAUUACGGAUUAUGAUUACAAAUAAGUUUGGACCACGCACCAGAAUGCGGAUGGCAAGCCGACUCAUCAUUAAUGAGCGUCAGCGGUUAAUCCAAUCUGCCAACGGCUCGAGCAAACCACUUCAGAAUGGGAGACAUCAGAAUAUUGAAAAUGGGAACAUCCCUGUGGUGAACCAAGAGGAGGAAAAUGAACAGGACAAUCUAUCUCCCUUUUCAGUGCCAGAUGGAAAAAUGAACAAAAUUAAAUGGAUUUUGACAUGGCCGUUGAUAUUCUUGCUCUUUUGCACCAUUCCAAACUGCAGCAAACCUCGCUGGGAGAAGUGUUUUAUGGUGACAUUCAUCUUAUCCACUCUCUGGAUUGCCUUGUUCUCCUACUUCAUGGUGUGGAUGGUGACUGUGAUUGGAUACACCCUUGGGAUCCCAGAUGUGAUCAUGGGCAUUACUUUCCUAGCUGCAGGAACAAGCGUCCCAGACUGCAUGGCCAGUUUAAUAGUAGCAAGACAAGGCCUCGGUGACAUGGCAGUAUCCAACACAAUAGGAAGCAAUGUCUUUGACAUUCUGGUGGGCCUUGGUGUUCCGUGGGGUUUGCAGACCAUGGCGAUUGAUUCUGGAUCAACUGUUAAGAUAAACAGCAAAGGACUGGUCUAUUCAGUUGCACUUUUGCUAGGAUCAGUUGCACUUACGGUGUUUGGAAUCCAUGUAAAUAAGUGGAAACUUGACAGGAAAUUAGGCAUCUACGUGUUGUUUCUUUAUGCUGUUUUCCUGUGUUUCUCUAUAUUGAUAGAGUUUAAUGUCUUCACCUUUGUCAACUUCCCUAUGUGCCGAGAAGAACUUUAAACCACAACAAGGAGAGAGGCUGAAAUUCUUCUGAUUACAUGUGCUGUAAAUGAGAGGAGGCAUUUCACAUUUCUACCUUCUUUCCAUCAGUAAUUUGAGUGUCGUUCCUGCUUCAUCAGCUAACAAGCACUUUUACCUGUGUGGAAGGAAAGCAUACCUUUCUUUCAACAUGCUAGCUCGAGGCAACCAAAGCAUUUUCCUCCUCUUUGGAUAUUGCUGCUCA
Messenger RNA from Charadrius vociferus (killdeer), 1966 nucleotides. It is a transcript of the gene SLC24A4, whose product is annotated as solute carrier family 24 (sodium/potassium/calcium exchanger), member 4. Lineage: Eukaryota; Metazoa; Chordata; Aves; Charadriiformes; Charadriidae. The record is from RefSeq and is a predicted model, not a curated record. Gene Ontology annotation, molecular function: calcium channel activity; calcium, potassium:sodium antiporter activity. Gene Ontology annotation, cellular component: membrane. Gene Ontology annotation, biological process: sensory perception of smell; intracellular calcium ion homeostasis; calcium ion transmembrane transport. Bases 1 to 1743 code for a protein of 580 amino acids. The transcript is spliced from 16 exons.